AUGUCUCUCUUCUCUUCCACCUCAGCCCUUGGACGAUUCACCACUCGAUCCCUCCUCUCCAGACCACUCCCCAGCGGCCUCGCCCAGCGCCGCCUCAACUCCAGCACCAGCUCCAACAACAAGCCAGGAUCAACACCUCGCCCAUCCUCACACGCCCCCCAACAAAGCCGCUCAAACUUCCCCGUCAUCCCCAUCAUCGCAAUUUUUCUCAUGGGCUCCGGCUCCUACAUCCUCCUCGUCAAGUCCCGCACCGGAACCAACCAAUCGCGCCCGUCAAACUAG
Messenger RNA from Penicillium manginii, 282 nucleotides. RefSeq lists its product as uncharacterized. The coding region runs from base 1 to 282 and encodes 93 amino acids. Lineage: Eukaryota; Fungi; Ascomycota; Eurotiomycetes; Eurotiales; Aspergillaceae. The transcript has a single exon. The record is from RefSeq and is a predicted model, not a curated record.